Molecule: messenger RNA, 2078 nt
Organism: Cucurbita maxima (winter squash)
Lineage: Eukaryota; Viridiplantae; Streptophyta; Magnoliopsida; Cucurbitales; Cucurbitaceae
Product: BTB/POZ domain-containing protein At4g30940-like
Exons: 2
Coding region: 563-2008 (481 amino acids)
Biological process (GO): protein homooligomerization
Molecular function (GO): protein binding
Source: RefSeq, a predicted model, not a curated record
GAAAUACUAGAGGUGAAGGGAGAAGAUCGAUGAAAUUUUAUAGAGUCGAGUAAUUUGUUCCAUUAUAUUAAUCAAGGCUUCAUCCCACCACACCGUGAGCCCAUCUUGCUGAGUGCCAACAUCUUAAGGCAGAAGAAAGGAAAGCCUUUUUUUCGCUUAUUUCUGGUCGGAGCAUUGGAAAUCAUUUGCAACAAAGCUCAUACAGUGAUGAUGGGUAAGAAAGGUAAAGGUAAAGUUCAUUUAAUUGCUCACUUUAUUAUCUCCACUGGGUAAAGAAGGUAUUGUUCUCAAAUAAAGGGAGGGACACUCUAAAAGCAAAAGAAAAAGGUAUGCAUCCUUCUCAUUUGUUUUCUUUCAUACUAAGAAAAUUAGGUGCUAAAUACUUAGAGAAGCUUACCAUUAACUAAGAGGACACUCAAAAAGCAAAAGAAAAAUUCUCCAAACCCUAUCAGAUUCAUAUUGUUGUCAUUUGCUUUCUUUCAAACUAAGAAAACUGAAUGUUAAAUACUAACGAUAGAACCUUGCCAUCACCAUAUUUUUUGUCUGCUAAGAUUGAACUACCAUGGUAACUCAGAAACGAAAGGUGAGAUUCAAUGUCGGAGGCAAGAUAUUCGAAACAACGGCGACAACCCUUUCGAAUGCCAGUGAAAAUUCGUUAUUAAAAGCUAUGUUGGAUGGUGCCUGGACAGCACAAUAUGAGGAAUUUGGAGAACAUUUCAUUGAUAGAGACCCUGCUUGCUUCCAAGUCCUUCUUCAUCUUCUUCGAACUGGUGAGCUUCUUGUUCCUCCAACCAUUCCUGACACGUUUCUCUUUAGAGAAGCUCAUUACUAUGGACUUCUAGACCGGGUUCGCUCUGCCAGAAGCAUCAAGUUAGACGGUGAAAAUCUCAAACUUGCAUCCUCCAUAACUGGUCGAACUUUGUUGCAAGAUCAUUCAUUAAUUAGAGCAAGUGCCAAUGGUAGUUGCUCAAUUGCCAAUGGCAGAGUUUUCCAUGUCUACGAUUGGAUGCUCCAAGAACUCUCAAUUGCAAAUCUGGAUUAUAUGAAGAUUGUGGACAUGGAGUGGUAUGAUUCAACAAGCAUCUUAAUCAGUGGUCGGAAGCACUCAAACCCAAACACUGGUGGUGAUGGUGGCGGUCGAAUUGGUCUCUUCAAUCCACAAACUGCUAAACUUCAACAUAAAUUUAAGCUCACUCAAACUUCAUCUUCUUCUUAUAGAUCUCAUGAAGGUGACAAUCAAUUUUCAAGAACAACACCCGGAAAUCUAGCAAUCAACAACUCAAACGAUACAAUAUUUUGUUGCUGUAAACAUGACUUAUUCACAAAGGUGGAUGGCAUCGGAGUUUGGGACACAAUAACAGGGCAGCAGAUUGAUUUCUUAGAAGGUGGAUAUAAUAGUGAGCUUAACAACACCUUCAAGCUUCAAUGGCUGCCAAGUAACAAGUGUUUAAUAGCAGCAAUACGUAGCCCACAAAGCAAUAGAAUAAGCAUAUUUGAUCCAAGAAUGAAAGAAAUGCAUUCAGGUCAUUGGGAGCACAAUCCAUACAAACUGAAACAUCAAGGAGCAAUAGUAGAUGCAAUGGGGAUUGAGGAAAUGAACUGUGUCUGUGUAAUAGACGAGAACGGUUUUUUCGGUUUUGUCGACUUGAGAAGGCUCGGAGGUGAGUCCCAAAUGAACAGAGCUUGGUGGAGCUCUGAAGAAGAAGAGAAAAAGGAACGGUUCCCUUUGCCAGGGGAGAUGGUGCACAUUGGACCUGGUGGAAAGCCGAAGCUGGGAUGGCAUGGAGGGAAGCUGUUUUGCUCUACAAAUAGUGCCAUUUCAGUGUAUUGUGGGUCUGGAUUUGAAUGGGAAUUGGCUUCUCAAGUUGAGCCCAAAUAUGGAGGAUUCAUUCAGGACUUCUCCAUUGGAGGGGACAGGUUAUUUUCACUUCAUGCUUUGCAAUUUAAUCUCUAUAAUAUCAAUGUAUGGGAGACACCACCGUCUCCCUUGCCGCCGCUAUUUAUAUAGCCAAUAACUGAUUGAACUGAUUGUUGUUUUGAGAAACUUUUUAAGCAUAUUAUAUUUUAUUAUUUAGUCC